Sebastes umbrosus (honeycomb rockfish) is the source of this 3453-nucleotide messenger RNA. Its product is annotated as NLR family CARD domain-containing protein 3-like. Bases 8 to 3007 code for a protein of 999 amino acids. Gene Ontology annotation, molecular function: protein binding. Gene Ontology annotation, biological process: regulation of apoptotic process. The record is from RefSeq and is a predicted model, not a curated record. The transcript is spliced from 9 exons. NCBI's taxonomy places the organism in Eukaryota, Metazoa, Chordata, Actinopteri, Perciformes, Sebastidae.
CUGGUCCAUGUCGGAACCUCCAUUCUUCAGUAAUGAACCUGGACCCUCAGACACAAAGAAGAGGAAGAGGAGUGAUGUCUCUGUGGAGGACCAGCUGUCCUGCUGUGCUGUGUACUUGGACCAGUCUGCUUCAUCAGGAGACUCCUCCUGUCCCCAGUGUGGACAAAGAUCCAGAACCAGAGCUGGACUGCAGCCAGCCGGUCAGACCAGCACUGUACAAACAGAUAGAGGUCUGCAGGAGGUUGUAGAUGAACAUAAGAUCAGUCUGAGGAGGAGAUGUGAAUGUGUGACUGAAGGAACUGAUGAAACAGGAAGUGGAACCCUCCUCAACAGGAUCUACACUGAGCUCUACAUCACAGAGGGACAGAGUGAAGAGGUUAAUACCCAACAUGAGGUGAGGCAGCUUGAGACAGCUUCCAAGAAGAAGACCCUCCAUGACGCUCCAAUCAAGUGCCAGGACAUCUUUAAAGCCUUACCUGACCAACAGGGACACAUCAGAGUCGUUCUGACGAACGGCGUCGCUGGCGUUGGAAAAACCUUCUCAGUGCAGAAGUUCACUCUGGACUGGGCAGAGGGCUUGGAGAACCAAGAUGUCAGUCUGGUGGUUCUGCUUUCGUUCAGGGAGCUGAACCUGAUCAGAGAUGAGCAGUACAGUCUUCUCAUGCUGCUCCAUGUUUUCCAUCCAACAUUACAGAAGGUCACAGCAGAGAAGCUCGCUGUCUGUAAAGUUCUGUUCAUCUUUGACGGCCUGGAUGAAAGCAGACUUUCACUGGAUUUCAAGAACAGUGAGGUUGUGUCUGAUGUCACCCAGAAGUCAUCAGUCAACGUGCUGUUGACAAACCUCAUCCAGGGGAAUCUGCUUCCCUCAGCUCUCGUCUGGAUAACUUCCCGACCUGCAGCAGCCAAUCAGAUCCCUCCUGCAUGUGUUGACAGGGUAACAGAAGUACGAGGCUUCACUGACGCCCAGAAGGAGGAGUACUUCAGGAGGAGAGUCAGUGAUGAAGAGCUGUCCAGCAGAAUCAUCUCACACAUCAAGACAUCCAGGAGCCUCCACAUCAUGUGUCUAAUCCCAGUCUUCUGCUGGAUCACUGCUACAGUUCUGGACCACAUGUUGACUACAGACCAGAGAGGAGAGCUGCCCAAGACCCUGACUGACAUGUACUCACACUUCCUGUUGGUUCAGACAAAGAGGAAGAAGCAGAAGUACGGUGAGGGACGUGAGACGAGUCCACAGGAGCUGACGGAGGCUGACGGGGAAGUUCUUCUGAAGCUGGGGAGGCUGGCGUUUGAACAUCUGGAGAAAGGAAACAUCAUGUUCUACCAAGAAGACCUGGAGCGGUGUGGUCUGGAUGUCACAGAGGCCUCGGUGUACUCAGGAGUUUGUACAGAGAUCUUCAAAAGAGAGUGUGUGAUCUUCCAGAAAACAGUCUACUGCUUUGUUCACCUGAGCAUUCAGGAGUUUCUGGCUGCAGUCUACAUGUUCCACUGUUACACAAACAGCAACACAGAGGUACUGAAGGACUUCCUAGGAAAAAUAUAUGUUCAUUCAACCCUGGAUGACUUCCUGAAGAGAGCCAUGGAGAAAUCCCUUGAAAGUAAAAAUGGCCACCUGGACCUGUUUGUUCGCUUCCUUCAUGGCCUCUCUCUGGAGUCCAACCAGAGACUCUUAGGAGGUCUGCUGGGUCAGACAGACAACAGUCCAGAAAUCAUCCAGAGAGCCAUCAACAACCUGAAGAAGAAGAGGACCAAAACCUCUCCUGACAGAAGCAUCAACAUCUUCCACUGUCUGACGGAGAUGAACGACCACUCGGUACAUCAGGACAUCCAAGAGUUCCUGAAGUCAGAGAACAGAUCAGAGAAGAGACUCUCAGAGAUCCACUGCUCAGCUCUGGCCUACAUGCUGCAGAUGUCAGAGGAGGUUCUGGAUGAGUUGGACCUGAAGAAGUACAACACAUCAGACGAGGGACGACGGAGACUGAUUCCAGCUGUGAGGAACUGCAGAAAAGCUGUAAUUUAUAACUGUGAACUCUCAGUUACUCACUGUGAAGUUGUGGCCUCAGCUCUGAAGUCCAACCCCUCCCAUCUGAGAGAGCUGGAGCUGAGUGACAACGACCUGGAGGACUCAGGAGUGAAACCGCUUUCUGCUGGACUGAAGAGUCCAAACUGUAGACUGGAGACUCUGAGAUUGAGGGGCUGCAGUUUGUCAGAGAUCAGCUGUGCUUCUCUGGCCUCAGCUCUGAAGUCCAACCCCUCCCAUCUGAGAGAGCUGGAUCUGAGUCACAACAACCUGCAGGAUUCAGGAGUGAAGGUCCUGUGUGGUUUUCUGGAGAGUCCACACUGUAGACUGGAGACUCUGAGAUUGAAGGGCUGCAGUUUGUCAGAGAUCAGCUGUGCUUCUCUGGCCUCAGCUCUGAAGUCCAACCCCUCCCAUCUGAGAGAGCUGGAUCUGAGCUACAACAAGCUGCAGGAUUCAGGAGUGAAGGUCCUGUGUGGUUUUCUGGAGAGUCCACACUGUAGACUGGAGACUCUGAGAUUGAGGGACUGCAGUUUGUCAGAGAUCAGCUGUGCUUCUCUGGCCUCAGCUCUGAAGUCCAACCCCUCCCAUCUGAGAGAGCUGGAUCUGAGAGACAACAAGCUGAAGGAAUCAGAUGUGAAGCUGCUGUCUGAUCUUGUGAAGAGUCCACACUGUAGACUGGAGACUCUGAGGUCAGUAGAGGGUCGGAGAUGCAAAAUGCUCCCAGAGGACAGCGUCCCAGCAGAUGACAGGCUGAAGUUGGUUCGAAGAAAGUUUGUAAACAGAAUGACUGAUCCUAAUCUGAACUUGCUUCUGGAUGAACUCCUUCACCAUGGUGUUAUAAACGAUGAGGAAAUGCAGUCAAUCAGAACAAAUUCCAGGGCAGAUACAGCACGAAAACUGAUCGACACGGCACGAAGAAAGGGAACUGAAGCCAGCUCAGUUCUGAUCGCUGCUCUCCGUAAGGUGGAUCCGGGGUUUUUCAGAUCUUAGGCUGAAACAAAAGCAAGAAGCUGUGGAGUGUGAUGAUGAAUCUCUAUAAUAUCUGGCUGUUUUAGAGACUCACAUCACUUAUUGUUGUCUUUAAAUGAUAGAUUCCGUCGUGGAAGCCUGUGUGGACUUUCACUCUGAAGGUGAUUCACUGAAGUUUGGGGGAAAAGUGAAUUCAUUUUCAAUCUCUUGUGGUUUGGUCUCAAGAUUUUAUAAUCAUUUACUUGUGAUAACUACUGAUGCGUUGUCGGUGAUGAAGACCUGCGAUAGAGAGCUUGUGACAUUUCUAUAUGUUUUGGGAACGCAUUCUUACUGCUAAUUUUUGGAAAUGAUUAAUUUAGUUUUAAUUAGGGCUGUCUAAGUUAACGUGAUAAUAACGUGCUAAUGCAAAUUUGUUUUAAUGCCACUAGUUUCUUGAACGCAACUUGUGAUUUUUAGGUUGUAGCGGC